AUGACGCUGGUUGGACUAAGACACCAGGCGGUGGAGAUCGAGCCUGGGACAACCAUUAAAUUUUGGGCUCCAUCUGAAACAACUAAGAAAGUAAAAGAGAAAGCUGAAGAAAAUGUGUUAAGUAGUAUAUUACGGUGCCUUGUCCCUAACAAGCUCGUUUUUGAGAAGGUGAAGGUGGAUCCAGAGGAGGAGGAGAAGAAGAAGAAAACAAAGAUGCCUGCGGUGGUAUUGCUACAUGGCUUCACUUGUGAAGGUAUCAUGACGUGGCAGUUACAGGUGAGACCAUUGACGAGUAAGUACGCUAUCUACAUUCUAGACCUUCUCUUCUUUGGACAUUCCAUAACCAGUAGGACCGAUUGGUCACCGGAGUUCCAGGGAGAAUGCAUGGUCCUACUUAUUAAAUUCUCUGAAUUAUUCGCGAAUAAUUGUGCGGUGGUGGGGUUUAGCUAUGGUGGGAUGGUGGGUUUCAAGAUGGCGGAGCUUCACCCGGACAUGGUGAAGUCCUUGGUGGUUACCGGUGCGGUCACGGCCUUUACGGACUCCCUCAAUGCUAAGACAAUCGGUCGGUUGGGUUUCUCAUCGCCUUCGGACUUUUUGCUGCCCACUUCGGUUGAGGGUGUGAAAACCCUAUUGAAAGCUGGCAUUUACAUGAAACCUUGGCUUUCUGAUCGUGUGUUCAAGGACUACUUCCAGGUGAUGUUCAACAACAGAAAGGAGAGAGCUGAAUUACUAGAAACUCUGAUCAGCAGCAGCAAGGAUGCCACCAUCCCCAACUUUACACAAGUUUGCAAACCUACAAUUUGACAUUGUUCUUGGAUUGGCAUUUGGCAGUGGCAUGUACUGUACCCCCAUAGAGUCAAAAUCCCAUUAGACUGGAACCUUCUAUAUCCUAGGGGAUUUAUGUGAUAGGAUCGAACCUAACAGCAAGCAGUGCU
This is a messenger RNA of Macadamia integrifolia, 935 nucleotides long. Its product is annotated as putative aminoacrylate hydrolase RutD. The record is from RefSeq and is a predicted model, not a curated record. Bases 1 to 804 code for a protein of 267 amino acids. Lineage: Eukaryota; Viridiplantae; Streptophyta; Magnoliopsida; Proteales; Proteaceae. The transcript is spliced from 4 exons.